Messenger RNA from Photinus pyralis (common eastern firefly), 1653 nucleotides. Its product is annotated as cytochrome P450 6a2-like. Gene Ontology annotation, molecular function: heme binding; oxidoreductase activity, acting on paired donors, with incorporation or reduction of molecular oxygen; iron ion binding. The transcript has 3 exons. Lineage: Eukaryota; Metazoa; Arthropoda; Insecta; Coleoptera; Lampyridae. Bases 24 to 1589 code for a protein of 521 amino acids. The record is from RefSeq and is a predicted model, not a curated record.
CAAUACGGGACCAGUGUCUAAAAAUGUCCCUGACGAGUGCGUUGCUGUAUUUCACCUCGACUGUCAUCGCGACUCUUGUGCUUUUAGCGGCCCUGGUCGCCCUAUACUUCAAGCGAUCGUGGUCUUUCUGGCGAUCGAGGAAUGUACGCGAAUUCCCGGUCGAAUUCCCCUACGGGAACGCGAAGGAGAUAAUGACGCGGACAAUGUCGUUCGGGGAACGAAUAGCACGACUGUACGAGGAAUGCCAGUCGCUGGGGUUGAGGUACUGCGGCUUCUAUUUCUUCACAAAGCCGAUGUUGAUGGUGACCGACGUUGAUUUGGCCAAGACGAUAUUGACCAAGGACUUCCAACAUUUUACCGAUCACCCUUUUUACGUAAACGAGGAGGUGGAUCCGCUCAGUGGGCAUCUGUUCAGCCUCCAGGGGGAGAAGUGGAGGAACUUGCGUGCUAAGUUAACACCGGUCUUCACCUCGGGGAAGCUGAAGAUGAUGUUCCAAACGAUCGUCGGCUGCUCACCGGAAAUGGUCAAUCUUGUCGGCAAGGGCAUCGGAUCUCCGUUGGAUAUAAAAGACAUCGCCGAGAGAUUUACCAUCGACAUCAUCGGAACCUGCGCGUUUGGCAUCGAGUGUAACACCCUUCUCAACCCAAACUCAGAUUUCCACAAGUACGGAAAAAGGUUCUUUUCGAGCACACCGUUUGAAGCGUUCAAAAGUUUCUCGGCCUUAACCUUCCCGCAAAUUUUCCACAAGUUCAACCUUACUCUGGUGAAGAAAGAUGUAGCCAAGUUCUUCACGGAUAUUGUUUUCGAGACCGUCAAAUACAGGGAAGAAAACAAUAUCGUCAGGAACGACGUCAUGCACCUCUUGCUGCAACUGAAGAAUAACAUCAGCAUCGAAGACGACGGAGACGGAAAGGGUCACUUUACAAAGAAGGGGGAUGGCAACUCCUUAACGAUGAACGAGCUUGCAGCUCAGGCAUUCGUCUUCUUCAUAGCCGGAUUUGAAGCGGCCUCGAUCACGUUAACGUUUUGUCUCUACGAGCUGGCUGCAAACAUGGAACUGCAGAUGAAGGUUAAGAAAGAAAUUUCCAAAGUCCUAGGGAGGCACGGCAAUAAAAUGUCCUACGAAGCGCUCAUGGAGAUGACCUACAUGGAGCAGUGCAUUUAUGAAACGCUCCGCGUGCAUCCCACGAUCUCAUUUAUCAGCCGACUCUGCACCAAGACGUACAAGGUUCCCGAUUCCGACCUAACAAUAAACAAAGGCGAACAGCUCCACAUCCCUAUCUUGGGCUUCCAGCGCGAUCCCCAACACUUCCCCGAUCCCUUAAGGUUCGAUCCGGACAGGUUUUCAACGGAGAACAAGACGACUCGCCAUCCGUUCUCGUGGUUACCGUUCGGCGAAGGUCCUCGCAUUUGCAUCGGGAUGAAAUUUGGGGUGCUCCAAACCAAAGUCGGACUGACCGCCCUUCUGAUGAACUACAAGUUCACGGUGAACCCGAAAACAAAGCGGCCAAUAAAAUUGAUUCCCUUCGGGCAUUCUACUAAGGUCGAUGGCGGACUGUGGUUGGACGCGGUCAAGGAGAAAAUUUAACUUCGUUUGUUUUCAGUACUCAAGGCCGAAGUUCGCUUGCUUCUUAAUAAAGCACAAUUUUCUC